This is a messenger RNA of Mobula hypostoma (lesser devil ray), 605 nucleotides long. Its product is annotated as cytochrome c oxidase copper chaperone. The record is from RefSeq and is a predicted model, not a curated record. Gene Ontology annotation, molecular function: copper chaperone activity; copper ion binding. Bases 133 to 336 code for a protein of 67 amino acids. The transcript has 3 exons. Lineage: Eukaryota; Metazoa; Chordata; Chondrichthyes; Myliobatiformes; Myliobatidae. Gene Ontology annotation, biological process: mitochondrial respiratory chain complex IV assembly. Gene Ontology annotation, cellular component: mitochondrial intermembrane space.
UCCUCUCGUCAAGCGGAAAGGUAUAUGUACUGAACUGUAAGGCUCUACGUAGGAUUGAAAUAGUCGCAGUUAGGACGUUUGAAGGUGGAGAUCCACAAAAAAGAAAGUCAUUAAACAUAAUAUCAGAUCAAGAUGUCUCAAUUAGCGGCGCCCGCUUCCGCGGGGACAGCACCUUCUGGAGACACUGAGGAAAAGAAACCUUUGAAACCAUGUUGUGCAUGUCCUGAGACCAAGAAAGCCAGGGAUGCCUGUAUCAUUGAGAAAGGAGAGGAGAACUGCAAAGAUUUAAUUGAGGCUCACAAAGAAUGUAUGCGGGCAUUGGGAUUUAAGGUUUGAUGAAAUACCACUUUAGAGGUGAAUGGAUUGUAUCUGGAAUUAUUUUAAGUAUGCUACACUGCCUGCAUGGAGAUGAAUGAAGAUGUAUGUGGACACAUUAUUAUACAAAUGAAUUGUUACAAAGCUGGAUCUGAAAACUUUUAUUAGCAAUUUAUUUUUUCAAAAAAAAUGUAGGAUGAUAAUGAUCUCUUUGUUCUGAGUUACUUCCAUCCAGAGAUCUUUUCAAACUUAUAUGACUCAACCUUUAAUAAAAGUUUUCUUAAAAGUCA